AUGGAGCCGGAGUUGGGCGAUGGCUACAGUCGAAUCGAUGGAAGGUACGUCCCCACCCCCACGAUCUCGAAACUAUAUAAGCUUCUCCAUCACAGUCCGUCCUCGUUUGUUCUCUUCCUCAGGUACAUUGGUGGCGUGAACGAAUUGAAAAACAAGGGCCACCUUCGCAAGCUCUUGCAUGAUCCAAGCGGGCGGAGAGACGGCUUGCAAGGGGUGUGGAGGAGCGAGCUUGGUGCCAUGCUGCCGGUUCGGACAGGGCUGUACGGUGGUACGGUGCCCGCAAAAGGCUCAUCGGAAAAGGUGGCGGACUGCUUUGGUGAGGCGGGGUAUGGCACUGGAGCUUCCACCAGGGAUGGCGAGGCCGAGAAGAAAGUUGAGAAUGGCAUGGAUUCGGUGGUACUUCCCCUGGAGCUCUACAGCGUGAGGGAGCGAGGGAGAGAGGAGUGCCCCAUUUGCCUUGGGGAUUUUGGCGAUGGGCAAGAGGUGAAUGUGUUGCCCAAGUGCAGGCACUUCUACCAUCGCGACUGUAUCUCGAUGUGGCUCUCCAAGAAACACACUUGCCCGAUUUGCCGCUGUAGCGUCUGA
Selaginella moellendorffii is the source of this 585-nucleotide messenger RNA. Its product is annotated as probable E3 ubiquitin-protein ligase ATL45. The transcript is spliced from 2 exons. The record is from RefSeq and is a predicted model, not a curated record. NCBI's taxonomy places the organism in Eukaryota, Viridiplantae, Streptophyta, Lycopodiopsida, Selaginellales, Selaginellaceae. The coding region runs from base 1 to 585 and encodes 194 amino acids.